Periophthalmus magnuspinnatus is the source of this 2245-nucleotide messenger RNA. RefSeq names its product homocysteine-responsive endoplasmic reticulum-resident ubiquitin-like domain member 2 protein. The transcript is spliced from 9 exons. The record is from RefSeq and is a predicted model, not a curated record. Gene Ontology annotation, molecular function: protein binding. Lineage: Eukaryota; Metazoa; Chordata; Actinopteri; Gobiiformes; Gobiidae. Bases 280 to 1407 code for a protein of 375 amino acids. Gene Ontology annotation, biological process: endoplasmic reticulum unfolded protein response.
GCUCUUCCGUCGAAGAAGAGCGGGCAGAGCGGUGGUGCAGAUCAGGUAGAGCAUUGGAGCAGAUUGGGCAGGGAGGCUUUGGGCUUUAAACGGAAUUACAGCUCACUCGGGCUAAACAAGGUCCCUCCUGACGGGUGUCUGUAGAAAGUACAGAAGACAUAAAAAGCAUUAUUCUACUAAGAAACCAUGGGCAAUCCAAGGAUGUGUUAACACGUAACCCCAUAAAUACCCCAAGUGGGUAACUCAUUUUAGAGAUUGAGUAGUGCACACAGAUGAGCCAUGGACGCAGGUGUUGUGGACAAUCCCGUGACACUGGUGAUCAGAGCACCGAACCAGAAGUACGGAGACCAGACCAUCAACUGCUUCCAGAACUGGACUGUGGAGAAGCUCAAGGCCCACCUGUCUGAUGUGUACCCCAGCAAACCUAGCUGCAAAGACCAGAGGCUGGUCUAUUCUGGGAAGCUGCUUCUGGAUCAUUUCACAUUAAAGGAUGUGCUGCGAAAGCAGGACGAGUACCACAUGCUGCACCUGGUGUGUGCCUCUCGGACCCCCCCUGAGUCCCCGAGGCCCAGCAGCUCCAGCAGGCCCCAGUCCCAGCAGAGCCCUGGCCCCACGAGCUCAAAUAGCUCCAGUCCUCUUCAGAAUGGCCAGUCUUCACCAGAAACGAGCGAUGGACUCAGGCAGCGCCCCCCCUACCCCUAUCCACACAUGUACCCUGGGUUCAUGCACAGCUGGCCCCAGAUGCCCCAGAUGCCCUCUCCUCCCACACUGACCCCAGUCUAUUACCACCCCAUGAGCCUGAUGUGGUGGCAGCAGCUCUAUGCUCAACAGUACUUCAUGCAUUAUCACUUGAUGGCAGCCUCACAGCACAUGAGACCAGACCAGACCACGCCUCAGUCCAAUCAGGGCAGCUCCCAAAACCAGAGAGCUCAGGCCGAUCGCCAUGGAAACCCAGAGGUGCAGAUGAAUGCUCAGGGCGGGGAGGUCCUGAAUGAUGAGGAUCUGAAUCGGGACUGGCUGGACUGGGUCUACACCUUCUCCAGAGCCGCCAUCCUCCUCAGCAUUGUCUACUUCUACUCUUCUUUCAGCCGAUUCGUCAUGGUCCUGGUUGCCAUGGUGGUGCUCUACCUGCAGCAAGCUGGGUGGUUUCCAUUCAACUUGGACAAUGAUCUUCCCGGUGACAGGCCAAACCAGGACGAAGGAGAGGGAGAGCCACAAAAUCAAGACUUGCCAGAAAUGGACGGUGCUGGUGAAGACGGCUCAGAUGACGAUGGAGACAGUGGAGCGGAGGGGGGUGAAGAUCCAGACAGUGGUCCCCAAAAUGGCUUCCUGUCCUCUACAUGGUCCUUCAUCAUCACCUUCUUCAUGUCUCUAAUCCCAGAGGGCCCUGCCAACGCUGCUAACUGAACACCCAGCCUCUGAUACUGGAAGAAAUGCCUCUAAAUCUUAAGUGUGAGGGGACACUGGUUCCCCAUUGACAAAACAGAUGGCCGACAUUUUGCUGAGCGGAUGGGAACUGGCUGCGUGGCUUUAAGGACUGUUAGUGAUGCCUUGUAAUUCUAGAUGACAAUAGUGUGCCAAUACGGUGUCAUUUUGAAAGUUUUGGGGCAGCAGGCACGAGAUUUUGUUAAGGAUUAUUUAAGUACGUAUUUUUAAUUUCUAUAAUCUGCAGCUGCAGUAUUUGCUGGAAAGUUCUGUUUUUGAUUGACAGGUUUUGAAACACUUUAUAGCCAUUUUAAUUGACAUGAUUUACACAAGUACUUUGCAGGAAGUUUGAAGUGACAGGUUUCACAAAAGAAACACAAAAGAAACUACAAAUUCUGAGAGCAAAAAUCUAUCUUGCAGUGGUUAAGAUUAUUUUCGCUGACUGCGUUUUCAAUCUUUUGUUAUGUUGCACAGUCCAAUAUAUUCAGUCAUGUUGCACUUUUUACACUAAUUAUCUAAAACUAACAAAUAUUGUCUGAGUUUGUGUUAUUGAAGGUGGUUUUCAGAAAGUGAAAUGACAAGAUCCAGAUUUUUAAGCCUGUAAAAUCUGAGAGAAGAAUUGAUUUUCCCUUUACCUGUGGAGAGGAAAGAAGUUUGUGUGAAAAUAGGCCAGUGUCCUGAAAAAAGUUUUGACUGUGCUCUGUGGUCAGGAGCAGGGUCAAUGCUACAGAGGCGAGUUUGUACAAAUGCCUGUGUAUGUUCCUCAAAUAUGCUGUGAACAAUAAUAACAUUGUUUAUUAAACUUAAAUUAAUGGAAUUU